Molecule: messenger RNA, 1608 nt
Organism: Cryphonectria parasitica EP155
Lineage: Eukaryota; Fungi; Ascomycota; Sordariomycetes; Diaporthales; Cryphonectriaceae
Product: family 71 glycoside hydrolase
Exons: 4
Coding region: 1-1461 (486 amino acids)
Biological process (GO): mating projection tip cell wall disassembly
Molecular function (GO): glucan endo-1,3-alpha-glucosidase activity
Source: RefSeq, a predicted model, not a curated record
AUGCGGGCUUUUGCGAGAAAUGUCCUCCACAGGAGGCACAAGCAUGAACAUCAUCAUGAUCAUCAUCAUCAUGACCAUCAUCAUCAUGAGCAAUCAGGUUCAGGUGUGCCUUCUCUCUCUCCCUCCCUGUCUUCCUCUGUAUUUUCACCAUCCUUUUAUGCUAAAAUAUUUGUCUUAUUAACACUACCUAUUUCUCGAUGUAAAGCUCGCAUGGUAUUCGCGCACUACAUGGUCGGCCUGACGCACGGCCAGACGCCAGAGGAGUGGACUCAAGAGAUACGCACGGCAGACGCAGCAUGUAUUGACGGGUUCGCGCUCAAUAUCGGCUCAUCGGACCCAUACACACUGACGCAGCUCCGUCAAGCCUUUGCCGCUGCCGAGGCACAACGACACGAGCAAGGACAAAGAGGGCACGAGUUUGUGCUCUUCCUUUCGUUUGACAUGGCGGCUGGGCACUGGGAUGUCGACCAGCUCGUGGCCCUCAUCCGAGAGUUUCGCGACUCGCCUGUCUAUUACACCGUCGACGGGCAACCCUUGGUGUCGACCUUUGAAGGGCCAGGCUGGGCUGACAACUGGCCUGCCGUCAGCAGGGCCGCGGGAGGCAUCUUUUUGGUGCCGGACUGGAGCUCGCUGGGCCCGCACGGCGUCGGGAACAAGGCCGACUUGAUCGAUGGGGCGUUCUCGUGGUGUGCUUGGCCCCGUGCAGACCAGCAGCGCAUGACGACGGAGGAGGACGUUGCCUAUGGGAAGACGCUACGUGAUAAGGGCAAGAUCUAUAUGGCGGGCGUGAGUCCUUGGUUCUAUACAAGACUUCCGCAGUGGAACAAAAACUGGUACUCGACAAGCGAGAGCCUUUGGUUUGACAGGUGGUCGCAGAUCCUGGAUCUCAAACCCGACCUGGUCCAGAUCAUCUCGUGGAAUGAUUUUGGGGAGUCCAGCUAUAUCUGUGACCCGCUGCGCCCCUCACAGGUCGUACCUGGUGCAGACAUUUACGUCUCGGGGCACUCACACGCGGCUUUUCGAGCGACGCUGCCGUUUCUUAUCAAGGCGUACAAGGCUGGUAACGAUUUGGCUUCUUGUUCUGGCGAUGAUGAUGGGCCUGAGGAAGACUGUGCCAUCGCUUGGUAUCGGACAACACCGGCUGAGUGUGGACCAGAUGGAGGAACCGUCUGGGGCCAGGGAGGUAGUCGAUCAGCCAGCCAAGGAGCCAGGGAUGUCAUCUCGGUCAUGUCCAUCAGCAAAGACCCCACCGCAGUCACCAUCAGCAUCGGCGACCAAGAGGUCAGACCGCACCACCACCAGCGGCACGGCUAUGUGUCGUUCGCACACGUGCAGGUGGAGGGCAGGACGGGUCCUGUGCGCCUCAGCAUGCAUGGCAGGUCGGCUACGGGCCCGGCGAUCAUAAAUGACUGUCCGCCGUCUGGGCAUGUCAUGUUUAACUGUGUGUCGAUUCAGGUCUGAGCAGGUCUAGGGGAGGGUGCAGACGACGAGGAAAUCGACUUGGAGAGAGUAACGCAUGAUCUGAUCCUGAAUAAGAGUGAGAAAAACAUUUGCUUAUGUUCUGCGUCACGAAGAAGAACAGGCGUUUAAUAGACUGCAGUGAGAAUU